AUGGAGUCCACAGGCAAGCCGAACCUGAGCGACGCACAAAAUCUCGACCGCUCGAAUGAUUUAUACAUUAAGAGAACGAUUCACGAAUUGUUUUCGUUGAAGGGUCGUGUCACCGUCAUUACGGGAGGUGCCCGGGGAAUUGGGCUCGCACUUGCUUUCGCGGUUGCCGAAGCUGGCAGCGAUGUUGCUAUUUUGGACAUCCUAGACGAGCCACAUGAGCAUUUUGCACUUCUUCAAAGAGGUUACGGAGUAAAAGCUAAAUUCUACAAGACUGACAUCACCAAGUAUGAUGUCCUUAAAGCAUCUUUCGAGGCCGUCGUGAAAGAUUUUGGGCGCAUUGACGGUUUGAUAACCGCAGCUGGAAUAUGUCCCGAUCAGCCGUUUCUCGAGCGCAGCCUCGAGGCAGUCCAGCGCACUUUCAGUAUCAACGUAUUUGGGAGCUACUUUGCGGCGCAACUUGCUGCUGAGCAAAUGGUGAAGCAGCAGGCGGACGACAACCAUGCCCAGGGCGGGUCUAUCCUCAUGAUCGCCUCAAUCACGGCAUAUCAAGCGAGCAAGAUGCAAUACCUCAGCGACUAUUGCUCGAGCAAGGGGGCUAUACUAUCCCUAGUGCGAGAAUUGGGCGUUGAACUUGCAGAGAAACGCAUCCGAGUGAACUCGAUAUCUCCAGGGUACAUGAUGACAGACAUGACCUUAUCGAUAUCUGACACACGCCCGGCGCUGGCUCAGGUCUUUGUGACCGAGCCACCAAUGCGUCGCAUGGGAGAUAGGAGCGAUUUGAAGGGUGCUGCAGUGUACCUGUUGAGUGAUGCUAGCGGUUACGUUACAGGAGAAGAUUUAUUGAUUACAGGCGGGAUGCACGCUGGCAGAACGCAUUUGAAAUAG
Coniosporium apollinis CBS 100218 is the source of this 885-nucleotide messenger RNA. RefSeq lists its product as uncharacterized. The transcript has 4 exons. NCBI's taxonomy places the organism in Eukaryota, Fungi, Ascomycota, Dothideomycetes. Gene Ontology annotation, cellular component: intracellular anatomical structure. The record is from RefSeq and is a predicted model, not a curated record. Bases 1 to 885 code for a protein of 294 amino acids. Gene Ontology annotation, molecular function: oxidoreductase activity, acting on NAD(P)H, oxygen as acceptor.